Molecule: messenger RNA, 3449 nt
Organism: Bicyclus anynana (squinting bush brown)
Lineage: Eukaryota; Metazoa; Arthropoda; Insecta; Lepidoptera; Nymphalidae
Gene: RabX6
Product: ras-related protein Rab-14
Exons: 3
Coding region: 268-891 (207 amino acids)
Molecular function (GO): GTP binding; GTPase activity
Source: RefSeq, a predicted model, not a curated record
UGUGCUGUCAUAAUUGACAUUUGUUGUUUCAUAAUUUUUUUAUUGAUUACAUUAAAUUCAAUUAAUAAAUAUUAAAUACGUAGGUAGAGCGGUAGCUCGUACAGAAUAGACUAUUUCUUUAUGAUAUAUAUUAGUAAUCAUAAAUGAAGAAGUGGUUUUGAACAUUAGAAAUGAAUUUGUAUCCAGUAGACAUGCUGUACCUCGAAUCGAAGUGAAACCUAAUUAGAAUCUGACGAAUACAAUACUUUCCCACAAUAUAUUCUGAUCAUGGCUGUUGUAAAGACUCCUGUAUUAAAAGUGAUUUUAUGUGGUGAAUACGGUGUCGGCAAAAGUUCAAUUUUUCGGCGGUUUAUUAACAAUACAUUUCUGCCGAAUUCGGACCGAAGGUCGACGUUAGGUCUGGAUCAUUUCGAGAAGUUAUACCAAGUUGGUGACAAAGAAGUCAAGCUACAGCUCUGGGAUACUGGUGGUAUGGAAAGAAUAGCAUCAGUUACUUCAAGCUAUUACAAAUAUGCUGAGGCGGCUAUAUUAGUAUUUUCUCUGGACAAUGCAUCCUCAUUUCAUGUGCUGAGCCAACAUUUAUUGGACAUUGUGACCUAUGCAGAGAAUGCUAAAAUUUUUUUAUGUGGAAACAAAUCUGAUUUAGAAGGAUCAUGCCCUCAAGUUACAGAUUCAGACAUAGAAAAUUUUUGUGAACAGUGCCACAACUUAAUUAGUACUACAUACAAGACAUCCUGCAAAACUGGUCACGGCUUAGAGGAAAUGUUUUCUGAUAUUGCUCAUCAAUUGGUAGAGUCCAACAGAUCCAGGAUUGAGCUUCAACGAUUGGAUCACAACAGUUUCAAGAUAUCUCAACCUGAACCACCAGAGGAACCAUCCUGUAGCUGUUGAUGUAACUUUUUUUUAUUUUUUCUCUAUUUUUUACUUUGAAUUAAACUCAUAAAGUUUAUUUCAAUUGAAAAUAUCACUCUACAUUUGAAAGAUUAACACCAGUAGGCCUGCAGCGACAACAUACUUUAAUACAUAUUGUCAACCAAUAGCAGAAGAUUUAAAAAAAAUUGCACAUUAUUGGUUGACAAGAGAUUAGUCACAAAAUAUUUAUGGGGGCAUCCUAGGCCUAUUGAAAGACUGUCUAAUUAUGAGCCACUUUAAUUUAGUCAAUAUUUUUUCAUUAAUUUUAAUUAAUUGUACAGAGGAAUCUUAUAUUUUUAAUUGUUUAUUAUAAUAUCAUUAAUAAUAUUUGAUAAAUAUACCAGUUUUACUUAAUAGGACUUGUGAACAACACAUUUUAUAAGUUAAAUAAUAAUAAUUGUAGUGUACUGUAUAGCUUAAGCUAAAUAUUUUGUUAUGGCCUUUGCUGUAUUUAAAUACUUGUAAUUUGUAAUGUAUGUAGACAAUAUAAUAAAUUAUAAUGUGUGAGUUUUUAAAGUAUAGUAUUGACAUGUAAGAUAUAUUAAGUAUUAAGUAUUGUUAUAAAAGACUUAUUUUAUGAUUCCAAAAUUGAAAUAGUGGUGCUAAUUUUGUUGUUCAUAAGUAUAGUGUGCACCAUACUUUGAGUCCGCUCUAACAAAAUGCUGUACUGCAUAGCUGUUGUAACACAGCUAGGAUAUGUUUUUUAAACACUGUGCAGCAAUACAAAUCUGUUUUUGAGACUUGAAUCUGGCACAUACUAUACUAAGCUAUACUUUACCAAGUAUGGUUCAUAAGUAUAAAGUAAACGCAUGUACUCAGAGACACAAUUAUCCACCCACUUUAAUAUGACGCGAGUAUAUUAAAGUGGCGGAUAAUUGUGGUUCUUAAUAUAUUUAUAUGUUAUAUUAUUAAUUACAUUCAUAUCAGUCGCCCUGCUUUAACCAAACUCCAUUUGAGUACACAACCUAUAAGUCAGCAAUUGAAAACUUUUUCAAUUAGCUUAUAGAAACACAUCAUUAGUCUGAUUUAGUUUAUAAUUAAUUUACAACAAAAUAGCACCAAUGCCUUGUGUAACAGAAUUUCUAGCAAUAGCACAAACUGUUUGAUUUUGAAAUUGAGAAAUUACUUAUUACAUAUCAUUACAUAGAUAACUAUGCAGAAAUAAGCCUAUGUAUAUGCUUAAUGUUUCAGUUGUCUAGAUUUCUGAGAAUUAAAGUCCAAUUAAUUUUAUUAAUUACAUCUUUAUACAAUAUCUUGCAUUGUGCAGUUAUUUCAGCAACAAUGAUGGUCAAUAAAAAUAAAAACUAAAAUGUUUUAUGUUUGUAUAUUAAUUAUAUUAAUUAACACCUAUUAUUAACCUGUGAAACUUCAUUUUAAAUUAAGUAAAUUGUUAAGGUACGAAAAAUGUUUCACACACUUCUUGCUCAAAAACAAAUUCAGCAAUACGCCGGAAUAUUGGAUGGACAACUUAAACUUGUGGUUUUUUGAAGUAUGGAAUCCUUAAAAUAAGUCAGACACUAAUUAGUAUUGUAAUUAAUGUACCUAAAUGACAUUUAAAAUUAAUAAUAAAGCAUGAAUCUCCUUUUAAUGUAGCUUUAACAAGCAUUUCAUAACUCUUCUACAGAUAAUCUUUUAAUUUUAUUUUAAUCUAAUUACCUUAUGUCUAUCUAUACAGAGGCAGAAUUAUCCAAGUAUAAGUUUAUUAAAGUGUGCGGAUAAUUGUGCUUCUGAGUAUAUUAUGUUAUGUUAUUUAUUUAUGUACUGAGUACAUUCUACUUUUAAGUAUAUCAUUAACUUUGAUUGACCCAACGAACAACCUAGUGGAUUUCCAUGAUAUAAUAAUUGAUAGAGACCUUAUUUUGUUAUGAACAAAGUACAGAAUUUAAGUACUUACCUACUUAUUAGUUUUAUUUUUGUAAUUUGCCUACUUUUUGUGACUCCUGUGUGAUGGUUAAUGUGUCUAAUGUAUUUAAUUAUUUGAUUAUUAUUGCCAUUAUGCUUGUAUAAAAAUAAUGCCAGGAAGUUUAUAAUAUCAAUAACAAUUAUUAAAUUAUAUUAGAUAACAGAAGUAUGCAGGUUUUGCUAUUACUUUUUUUAAAUAUGUUAUUUAAAUCAAGCUAUUUUAAAUUCUUCAAAAUAGUUCUCUGUAAAAAGUCAGUACCUAUACUAAGCAAAACUAUUAUACUACAUACCUACACUACAGUCUUUCUAAAGGUGCUAUGUAGGUAUGUUUUCUGUGGAUGGUUAAGUAUUUUUUACUAAAUAAUUUUAUCCAAAUUUCGCAAAUUAAAUGUUAGCAAGCGGGUUUUUUUAAACAAACUUAUAUGUAAUAUAUUUUCAAACAAUAUAAGAAAUAAUGCUUAGAAAGAAUAAAAUUUUCGAUUGCAAAUGUAAGAUCUAAUUGAACAUUAAUAAUCAUACCUAAUAUGGAUAUCAGUUUUAUGCUCAUCAUAUUAUAUAAACCAGCGAUGUUUUUCAACUGUAUAAUGCCUAGAUUUUACAAUUAUUUAUUCAAAAAUAAAUGUAUUGAAAAUAUA